Messenger RNA from Dentiscutata erythropus, 211 nucleotides. The record is from the annotation of a GenBank genome assembly. Lineage: Eukaryota; Fungi; Glomeromycota; Glomeromycetes; Diversisporales; Gigasporaceae.
AUGGAAGACUUUGAAGAGAACAAUUACAAUAUAAGCUAUUCUUCUAUAGACAAUAAUGAAAUAGACGAUUUAUCUGUGGAUUCUUCUUGUAUUAAUAAUGAUACUAUGAAAGUAAAUGAAACCGGCGAACCAUUACAACCACAUACUAGGUCUUUUGUAUGGAAGUAUUUUGUAAAGGAAAAAAAAACUUCUUAUGCAAGAUGUACUCUUU